GGCCUACGGGGUUCCGGCGCGGCCCGGAUGCGUGGUGCUGCGCCGGGGCCGCGGUUUCCACGUGUGGCUGAGGGAGGCGGGCAGCCGGGAUGUCGGUGUCGGUGGCCGCGGGCAACCUGCCCAUGCGGCUGCUUCGCAAGAAGAUCCACAAAAGGAACCUGAAGCUGCGGCAGCGCAACCUGAAGCUGCGGGCGGCCGAGCAAGAAGGCCAGGCCUCGUUGGGCCCCCCGGAGGAGAACGAGGAGGUGAAGGAGGCGGCGGCCCCCGAGGUGGAGGCACUGACAGAGGCGGGCGGGGAGGAAGCGCCGGGCCCCGAGGCCGCUGGGGCAAAGAGGAGGAAGAAGAAGAAGAGGAAGGCUGCAGCUGGCCCCGAGGGAGGUACUGAAACUAAAAAAGCAAAAGCUGAGGAAGACGUGUCUGUGGAGGCAGAAGAUGAAGAAGGGCAGGAUUCUGGAGAGAAAGAAGUGGAAGAGGAGGAUGAGGUGCCCAGUUUGCCUCUGGGUCUAACAGGUGCCUUCGAAGACAAUUCUUUUACUUCCCUUGCUGGUCUUGUCAGUGAGAAUACAUUGAAAGGCAUUAGUGACAUGGGCUUUACACACAUGACAGAAAUUCAGCAUAAAAGCAUUAAACCUCUUCUGGAAGGCAGGGAUAUUUUAGCAGCUGCCAAAACAGGCAGCGGCAAAACUCUUGCAUUUCUCAUUCCUGCAGUAGAGCUCAUCUACAAGUUAAAAUUCAUGCCCAGAAAUGGGACAGGUGUUAUUAUUCUUUCACCUACUCGAGAGCUUGCCAUGCAAACGUAUGGAGUUCUUAAGGAGCUUAUGAAUCAUCACGUUCACACGUAUGGUCUGAUAAUGGGGGGCAGUAACAGAUCAGCAGAAGCUCAGAAACUUGGAAAUGGAAUCAACAUCAUUGUAGCAACACCAGGAAGGCUUCUGGAUCAUAUGCAGAACACUCCAGGUUUCAUGUACAAGAACUUGCAGUGUUUGGUAAUUGAUGAGGCGGAUCGUAUCUUGGAGGUUGGAUUUGAAGAAGAAAUGAAACAGAUCAUAAAACUUCUACCAAAGCGCAGACAGACGAUGCUUUUUUCUGCUACACAAACCAGAAAGGUGGAAGAUCUAGCAAAGAUCUCUCUGAAGAAAGAACCUCUGUACGUAGGAGUUGAUGAUAACAAGGAGACAGCGACGGUAGAUGGUCUUGAACAGGGCUACGUAGUGUGUCCAUCCGAAAAAAGAUUCCUUUUGCUCUUUACAUUCCUUAAGAAGAACCGGAAGAAGAAACUAAUGGUAUUUUUUUCUUCGUGCAUGUCAGUGAAGUACCACUAUGAAUUACUCAACUACAUUGAUCUGCCUGUUUUGGCCAUUCAUGGCAAGCAGAAACAAACAAAACGUACUACUACAUUUUUCCAGUUCUGUAAUGCAGAAUCUGGAAUCCUGUUGUGCACUGAUGUAGCUGCCAGGGGGCUGGAUAUUCCUGAGGUGGACUGGAUUGUCCAGUAUGACCCUCCAGAUGAUCCAAAAGAGUAUAUUCAUCGUGUUGGCAGAACUGCCAGAGGCAUAAAUGGUAGAGGACAUGCUCUGCUCAUUUUGCGUCCGGAAGAACUGGGCUUUCUUCGUUACCUAAAACAAGCCAGGGUACCACUCAGUGAAUUUGAAUUUUCCUGGUCGAAGAUUUCAGAUAUCCAGUCUCAGCUGGAGAAACUGAUUGAGAAGAACUACUUCCUUCACAAGUCAGCCCAGGAAGCAUACAAAGCUUACAUUAGAGCUUAUGACUCCCAUUCUCUGAAGCAGAUCUAUAACGUCGGUAACCUGGAUCUUAACAAAGUCAGCCUCUCAUUUGGCUUUAAAGUCCCUCCCUAUGUUGACCUCAAUGUGAACAGCAACCAAGGCAGAAGACUACAGAAAAGAGGUGGAGGUGGAGGAUUUGGUUACCAGAAACCAAAGAGCGUCCACAAAGCUAAAAUCUUCAAGCACAUUAGCAAGAAAUCAGACAAUCGACAAUUUUCUCGUUAAUCGUGCAUUCACUAAAAUAGCUUUUUUCAUUGGAGUUGACUGCCUUGAUCAAAACUGCCUGGCAGUUACUUCCAUUUUAAAUUUCUCUGUUGACACUGUAGGGAAAUAAAAGCUUUUGUUUGAGAACUUCUUAAUCUUUCAUUUCAGGACAACUCUUUGGAAAAGAGAAUACAGAUAGAUAGCCAAACUUGUUGUAAAGAAGAAGAUGGAUGAAUGUAAUUAUUUUGAGUCAAUAUUACAGAUUUAUUAAAGAAAAAAUAUUUUCAGCUUUUUAUAGAAAAAUUUGUUUUACAUAUACCCUUUUUACAUAGACGCCUGGAAGUUGUUGGAGUAGACAGAAUGCAGGGACUGAUCCCAAUGUGAGAUGACUUGCAUAGCAAGAGACUUCAGUAUACUAAGAAAUGCAGUUCAUAGGUGCCUGAAAAUAUCUUUACAGUGUAAAAAAUAAAAGGAUUUUUGUUCACAAGAAUCAUUGCAGGGGGUUUUAGUGGUGCAGAAUUCAUUGUCCAUCAGACAUGGUGAAGAGUAUGUUCUGUUCCCAAAGAAUCACUGUAUGUUUUUGAAUUUAAUUAUGACUAAGCUCAUAAUUAUUUUAAAUCACAGUAUCUGGAUAGGAAAUAGUGUCCAAGAUAAAAAACCUAGCAACCUCUUAUACCACAUCUGAGACAUGCUUAGAAUUAUUCUUUAGUAUUAUGAUAAAACAGUAACAUUCCAGUGAAUUAUUUGGUUUUCCUCUGUGGUCUGUUAAAAUCUGGGUUUAUGUCUAGUGUAUCUCUUGUGAAUAGAGGAAAGAAAAUUAAGAAAAGCAGAUGGCAUGAUUUGAAGGACUCAGCCCAGAUUCAGUGAUGGGAGGGGUGCUGGGCUUUUUUUUGCUUGUUUGCUUUGCUGUUAUUUGUUCACAUUAUUUUCAAGUCUCUACCAUUGUAGAAGUGGAUAAUUUAUGAGGCUACAGUAGUGGUGGGGAGUAGUAUUUCAAAAAUGUACAUCCAUCAAUGCAAGGAAGGACUACACUGUCACAGAGUGUGGGUAUUUAGGAAUCCGGGCCCUACAUGAUUACAGUGAAACGUGCUGUAUUACUUUUUUCUGUAUUAUCUAGAAGACAAGCCAGAACCUCUUAUGACAUAAAAAAACCAACAUUUGUAAUUAUUCCAUUAUGAAGUGAACCCUUAGAUCUUUUGAAGUAGUAUAUUAGAUUUAUCUCGAUGUGCGCAUUGAAGUAUUGUAGAAACAAGUGGCAGCCUCUCUUCUCCAUAGAGGAACCAGCUCAUUUAGGAGGGGAAGAGCCAUGACCAUUAUGUCACUGGUCUUUACAGCACUCAGACCUCAGUGUUGCUUUUUUUUUCCCCUUUUACAUGAAAAAGCUUUUAGCCCUACUGAAAAAUUUUCAAGGGCUAUUAGUAUUAGUUGGAUACUAAGAACUUCAAAUACUGAAAUUCUUGUAACUGCAGUUUGCAUGUCUCAUGCUUCCAGAAUUAAAAGAAGCUGCACUGUAGGGUAAGCAAUUAUAAUUGGGCACGUGAUACCUAACUCAUGGAGAUCUAAUCUUUGAUUCUAGUUUUGAUAACAUUUAUAAGUAAUAGAGGUCAAGAUAGCUCUUCAUGUGUAUUUCUUAAUGCCACGUUUUAAGAAUUAUCUGAGAUGUACAGCAUCAUACAGUUGAAGGGUUAUGACUACCUUUGCAAUUACGGUAUGGGAAUUAACAUACAUUACAAUGACAUUAACUCUGAGGGACUCAUUAGAUGAACUGCAACAUCAAUUACUUUGGGAAGAGAUGUAAGUAAAGUUGCAGUAAAUCACUGUAAAGAUCAAAGUGCUUGUGGCUCACACAAGUAGUGUGAUUAAAGAAUGGAGUUUGUGACAGAGCAAAGCUGAGAUGAUGGGCAGACAGAACUGACCGGGCUUAAAGCAUGUCAGAAUUCCUGCCACUCUCAAAGUAGGCAAAGACCUACUUUGCAGAGAAUUGUCUUUUAAUGUCAUUCCUAGUCAUCUGGGGAGUGGAAGGCUGCUUUCCAGACAGCUAGACAACCUCUAGCUCCACCUACCUUUUUUCUGGGUGAGCUGAGGCACUGUCACUUUCUGAAGCCUGACGUUCAAACUGAAAGUAUGGGUUUGGCAUGAGACUGCCCAACUUCUCCCAGCUAUUUUUCCUGUGUAUUUUCUUGUAUGUUGUUAUACAAAGUAGUCUUUCAGAUAAUCUCAACUGGGAGAUUAGAAUACUGGAUGGCAUUGCUCCAGCUUACCCUAAUUAAGUUUUUUUAAUUAAUGCAUUCUGGAUGCAUGACCACUGCACAUACUGAAACAACUGUACUGUCUGUUGUUUCUCACUGUAAUUUCCCAAUUAAGCCAAAGCAAACAUCCUGAGUUAAGUAAGGGAAGAGAACUGCUUCAGCUUCCUGGCUUGUGCAGAUACUAUUACCUUUCUCUUUCUUUAUAGAAUCAUAAAUGAAAAAUAGUUUCUACAUAUCUGUGUGCAUCAAGCAGCAUCUGUUCUGCUGCAGUAUUGCAAGAAGUUUAAGAGAUUGUCAAACUGAUUGGAAAUCUAACGUUUCCUUUGCAACUUAGCCUGUUAUCAAUCUUGUGAGCAGUUAAUAGACCUCAGCCAUCAGACUCUCAAGGCUUGGCUCAUAACAGUGACUGAUAGGUUGGGGACUAAUAUCGUAUGCCUUGAGAAAUUGCCUUCUCUCUCUGAGAACCUUGACAAAGAAAUUGGACUCUUUAAACCACUUUAAAAGGGUGAUCAAAUCUGUCCUGCUUGAGCUGAAAGAUUUUUUUGACAGUUCUCAGAAGUGGCCCAUAAAGGAGAAUCCCAUUGCCAAGCUACUGCUCAUAAUCAUGAGAAAUCUUGUCAUGUUACAGGUUUCUUAUUCCAUAAUGCUGCUGAGUUACAGACAGGCACAAGACCAGUUAGGAAGAGUUGCCAAUCAGAUGUUUUGGGGUGAAUAUCACACAUAGAGGACACAUUUAUUGAUAGCGUAGAACAAGAACACUUGAGAACUAGUUAUUAUCUACUUAUAUCUGCUGUAAAUAAGAAAUAUGUUCAUAUAUUGGCAGUAAUUAACUUUUUUGUUUCAUGUAUCAGAGCAACCCAUGCUUUAGGUACCCUAAUUAUUUGUUUUCAAGCUAGCGAUGGAAGGAAGCUCUCACAAGAGAAAUGAAAAGUAUAGACAACGCGAAAUUAAACAAUAACAUUUGAGCAGAGGCAUUUAACUUCUGGCCACUGUAAAAGAAGGCAGAGUACUGACAAACUACAGCUUGUAUUUGUUCCACUGUUGUCUUGUUUAUGAGAUAGUUAAUUUGACCUGGAGGGGAUUUUAUAGAAAUCUAAAACCCUAAUAACUAGAAAAGAGCCUAUUAUUGGUCAUUAGGUGGUGUUUUCUGAAACUGAAAUAACAAUGCUGAAAGAAGCCUGGAAUCAGUUGGUUAAAGAUGCAAAAUAAAAUCUAUCUCUGCUCUUUA
This is a messenger RNA of Numida meleagris (helmeted guineafowl), 5465 nucleotides long. RefSeq names its product DEAD-box helicase 18 (gene DDX18). NCBI's taxonomy places the organism in Eukaryota, Metazoa, Chordata, Aves, Galliformes, Numididae. The record is from RefSeq and is a predicted model, not a curated record. Gene Ontology annotation, molecular function: RNA helicase activity; ATP binding; nucleic acid binding. Gene Ontology annotation, biological process: maturation of LSU-rRNA from tricistronic rRNA transcript (SSU-rRNA, 5.8S rRNA, LSU-rRNA). Bases 90 to 2009 code for a protein of 639 amino acids. Gene Ontology annotation, cellular component: nucleolus. The transcript is spliced from 14 exons.